Drosophila takahashii is the source of this 3016-nucleotide messenger RNA. Its product is annotated as serine/threonine-protein kinase MARK2. Lineage: Eukaryota; Metazoa; Arthropoda; Insecta; Diptera; Drosophilidae. Gene Ontology annotation, biological process: microtubule cytoskeleton organization; protein phosphorylation; intracellular signal transduction. The record is from RefSeq and is a predicted model, not a curated record. Gene Ontology annotation, molecular function: ATP binding; tau-protein kinase activity; protein serine/threonine kinase activity. Gene Ontology annotation, cellular component: cytoplasm.
UUCAAAUAUUUCACAAAAACUCAAACACACACAUAUUGAAAUAAAGAGAGAGGGAUACACACACUUAGGCAGGCAAAGGAGCUGAAAAAGGAAGCGAAGAGCUAGACGAAAAGGAGACGAGACAAAAGGCAAAGCAGGGAUGACGAGAAAAGGUUGCAAGCAAAACAAGUCAGCAGGAUCAAGGACACGCAGGCACUCACAUACACUCACAAAGGAGCAGGCAGAGAAAACCUGAAAUCGUUACUCGAACCCAAAGCCAAAGAGAGAAAUGCAAGCGAACGAGCGGGCCAAAAGAAAAGGCAGAUUAAGGACCCGUUCCUUUGUAAUAUUUUUUUUUACAAUACAUCCAUAGAGGGCAGCUGCUACUCCUGGCUGACGAAGGAAACCAAACACCACCAGCUGGGCUAUAUCCUCACUAGUCGCAAACAAGAACAACAGGGGCACACGAUCGCAGCGGAGGAUCACAAAGGACUCGUGCCACAUGAACCAGGGGGUUGGUGAUAGCGCCUCCUGAAAGAAAUACCGACUCAUGCUCAAACAGUCGAGUGUCGAGACAAAGUGAUCCUGCCGCAAGGAGCAGGACGAGCCGCUUAUCAGCCAUGCAUGGAAAUCGGGGUGGCUGAGGGUUGCAAACGCGCGUUCUUAUCUUAAAGCUCCGACCUCCCGACAGGAGGGUGACGAAAUAGAGCAGAUGUGCAAACAACGGCACCGAUGACUGAUGACUGACGAGAACCAGGCACUGCGACUUGAGGGGCGGCAAUAAAUUCCAUCCAACGACGCGUGCUCGACACACUUCCAGAUCCUGAGCAAUCCGGAGCAACUCUCGCCUGGGCACUCAGACUCGGGUUCAGAUUGGAAGCCACAAAAUUUCUAGUAUUACAAUGUCCGUGGACAACAGCUUGGGAAUCCUAGACUUCACUUUGGCUAAGGAGAGUGAAAAGACAGCAAUGACAGCGGCAAACGUAUACAAAACGUCAGACAAGGAGAACGACCCGGAUCCCCACUUAACGGGCACAAUUGUCACCACCGGCGCCACUGCCCAGCCAGCCACGCCUACUGCCGCCCAACCGGCCACGCCCACUCCACCAGCUGGCCAGGAUGUGGGCGAUGGAGCCGCCAGUAGUACCAACACGGAACUCAAGUUCCAGUCCUACGUAAAUGGCAACGGCAAUGGGGUGUACAAGAUCAUCAAGACCCUGGGCAAGGGCAACUUUGCCAAGGUCAAGCUGGCGAUCCAUGUGCCCACCGGUCGGGAGGUGGCCAUCAAGGUGAUUGACAAGACCCAACUAAACACGAGUGCCCGGCAGAAACUCUACCGCGAGGUGAAGAUCAUGAAGCUGCUGAACCAUCCGAAUAUCGUGCGCCUCUUCCAGGUGAUCGAAUCGGAGAGGACGCUCUACCUCGUGAUGGAGUACGCCAGUCGGGGCGAGCUAUUCGAUCACCUGGUGAAGAACGGAAGGAUGCGGGAGCGGGAUGCCCGGGUGAUCUUCCGCCAGUUGGUGUCCGCCAUUCAGUAUUGCCACAGCAAGUUUGUGGUUCAUCGCGACCUCAAAGCGGAGAACCUGUUGCUCGAUCAGCACAUGAACAUCAAGAUAGCCGACUUUGGUUUCGGCAACACCUUCGAUCCGAAUGCCCAACUGGAGACGUUCUGCGGGAGUCCUCCGUAUGCGGCACCUGAACUCUUUAUGGGCAGGAAGUACGCGGGACCGGAAGUGGACGCCUGGUCACUGGGAGUGGUGCUCUAUACCCUGGUCAGUGGUUCGCUACCCUUUGAUGGCGGCACCUUGAAGGAGUUGCGGGAACGAGUCCUGCGCGGCAAGUACCGAGUGCCCUACUACAUCUCCAUGGACUGCGAGAACCUGAUGAGGAAGUUUCUGGUCCUGAAUCCCGCCAAGCGCACUUCGCUCUCGGCUGUCAUGUCGGAUAAGUGGAUAAAUCUGGGUCACGAGGAGGCCGAUAGAUUGCGACCCUUUCGGGAGAAGCCCAUGGAGCUGCAGGAUGCCGCUCGGUUUGACUUGCUGAUGAGCAUGGGCCACAAGCGUCGCGAUGUGGAGCAGUCGGUGAAGGGACAGCAGUUCGACGACAUCUACUGCACCUACAUGCUCCUCGGAGUGGCCAAGCCGCGCUCCUCGAACCGCAGCGCUAAGCAGGAGGUUGUGGCCACAGUGGAUCUAACUGUUCCAUCGGUCAGCAGUCCGCUGCCCAACAUCACCACGCCCACUGUGACCAUAGCUCAGGUAACGCUGGCGAUGGACAAGAAUCCGCCCACUUCCUCCGUUUCAAGUCGUCCCAUAGCUCCUCGUCUGGCGAAUGUUCCCAAUACGCCCACUUCGACGCCGCCUACGGGACCGCCAGCCAAGCCCACGCGACGCACGCCAGGAAGGACACCAGGAUCACGCAAGAUCACCGGUAGUUCGAGCAGCCAAGGACCCUCUAGCCUCCCGCACACUCCGCAAUCCAAGCGAGCUAGCGCCAAUAUGGAUGUGAAGCCCACGCUGCUGAGUGCCCAGCGACAGUUGGCCCAGACCCAAAAGAUGGCCAGCACCCCGCCCCGCUUCCAGUACCCCGGUUCGGGUUCGCAGACUCCUCAGCAAGCCCAGGGAUCCGCCAGAAGACCAACGACGCUCUACGAGAAGGCGGAGCCGGCAGUCACGCCCCUUUUGGCUCCGAAGUCACCUGCCAUCGGCGGACGACUGUUGGAACGGAUCCCCGGAGCAGGAGCGGCAGUGGGAGCGGUGGAGAAAACCUCGGACAAACCCUUCACCCGACACAAUGUGGCGCGGGCCACCUUUCAUUUCGGCCAGGCGCGCAGUGGAAAACGGGGAGGUGGAUCAGGAGGAGGUGCUGGCGCCGAGGAGGACAACUACCAGACGCCACCCCUAUCCGCUGAUGACACCAAACCCGCCUCACGAGUGGGCUUCUUCUCCAAGCUGACCGCACGCUUUGGUCGCCGGGUGAUCCACCUGAACGAGAAGGAUGUCACCGAGCAGCGCAAGAACCUCACCAAAUAGCCAGG